Peronospora matthiolae is the source of this 177-nucleotide messenger RNA. The record is from the annotation of a GenBank genome assembly. Lineage: Eukaryota; Oomycota; Peronosporomycetes; Peronosporales; Peronosporaceae.
AUGAUAAUGACGGUGGAGACGAAGGAGAAGAAGGUGGUGGAUAACCUAGAAAUUGCAGGACCUGGUCGUCGAUUUGACGUGGACCUGGUGGAACGAGUGCUGCUGUUGGAGAGUGAAAAAUGUCGUUUGUUUCUUCUGUGGCUGCUUGAAAUUGCCGCUGUGUGUUUACAUGCGUGA